Sporothrix brasiliensis 5110 is the source of this 2544-nucleotide messenger RNA. RefSeq lists its product as uncharacterized. The coding region runs from base 1 to 2544 and encodes 847 amino acids. Gene Ontology annotation, molecular function: guanyl-nucleotide exchange factor activity. The record is from RefSeq and is a predicted model, not a curated record. The transcript has a single exon. Lineage: Eukaryota; Fungi; Ascomycota; Sordariomycetes; Ophiostomatales; Ophiostomataceae. Gene Ontology annotation, cellular component: Golgi to plasma membrane transport vesicle; cell tip. Gene Ontology annotation, biological process: exocytosis.
AUGGAGAAAAAGGAUGCAACGGUUGAAGCUGAGGAGCCCAAGGUCGUUCUGCAGCCGGUCACGGGUGCCUUCCCUGAAGAUGUCGACUCUGCCGAACCAUCACCAAAUUCCGCCGACGCAUCCGCCGCCUUGCCAUCCGAAAACGAAACACAAGAAGACGUCAAGGCCGCAGCGGCCUCAACAGACGAUGCGAAAGACGUCUCACUUCCUUCCCGCUCGGGAAAUCACACGUAUUCCCACUCCGACGCCCCCGCGACAGCCCCAAUAAAAGAGGACACGCCUUCUUUACGCAAGUCGAACUCGACCACCGAGCUGACUGCAGAGGCUGACGAUGCCGCCGCGACACUGUCUACACCGAUACGACGCUUGCCCUCGUCCCUUUCGUCGAGCUCCAUUGAGGACCAGGACAUCAGCACUAUCCCGGACCCGCGUCUACGCACCGGCAACCUGGCCUCGGGCAGCACGGACACCGCCGCGCAAGACGAGAUCACAGCGCUCAGCACGAAACUCAUCGACGCCAUCAACCGCCAGAGCACACUCGACGACACACUGUCUCAAACCCGCAUGGAGCUCGAAGAGUCCCGCGAGCAGGUUCGCAAGCUGGAAGCACUCGCUGCUCGUCAAAAGGAAUUCCUCUCUGGUGGCCUGUGGGUGCGGAAGUCGGCCGUUGAGGAGGAGAAGCAAGCCAUCCUGGCCAAGUCGCGGGAUGAGAAGCGUCUACGUCUCGAGGCGGAGAGUGCCAAGUCCAAGAUCGAGCUCGAGCUGGAGUCCUUGACGGCCGAGCUCUUUGAGCAGGCCAACAUCAUGGUGGCCGCGGCCAAGGAAGAAGCCCGCGCCGAACAGGUCGCCGCAAACCGCCGCUACGACAAUCUCAGGGGCCAGCUGGCCGAUACCGAGGUCCUGCUCAAGUCACAACAAGAGCAGCUGACCCAACUCAAGCAAGUGAUGGAAGAGAUGAUCCAGAACGGGGCGGCCGGUAGUGAUGACCACACCACGGCCCUCACCACGCCGACAUCGCCCGGGUUUGGCCAGUUUGACUUUAAAGACGCCGAUGCACGGUCCGUCUCCGAGAAGCAGGCGGAUGGCGCCGCUGACACAGAAACAACCGACGACGCAGAGACGACCAAGACGGACGAAGGCCCGUCAUCCUCACCAUCUGUUGCGGCCCCGGCAACCACCACCGUACCCACAACUAUCGUCCUUUCGCCCACAGUCAUUCCGCCAACGUCAUCAACACUAGCAGCACAGACACCCGACACGGUUCCCCAAUCCCCGUCCCAGCCGAUGAGCUUUACACACCUGCUGCGGCCCGUUCUCCGCUACGACACGAACGCUUUCCACGAGUUUGUCGACCUCAUCCGCACCGCGCAAAUCCAGCUCAUGCUGCACAUGCAAAGCUUACCCCAAUCCCAUGUCCGGUCGCCUUCCUCGACGUCGCUUCCGAAAACACCGCCUAUGAACAACACCAACUGGAACGCGACAACCUCCAACUCCUCUACCACUGUCCAAUCCUCUGUCGUCUCCAUGUCGGCUGUCAAUGCCUUUGCUACCGUCGCUUCCGGCCUGUCCGGAUCCUCCAACGCCAAUUCGCCACAAAACCACACCAAGGAGCUCAAGGAGACGAGAUUCUACAAGCGCGUCGUCAUCGAGGAUAUCGAGCCGACCUUGCGUUUGGACACUGCGCCCGGCAUUUCUUGGCUUGUCCGUCGCAAUAUCAUGUCUGCCGUCCUCGAAGGCACCCUCGUCGCCGAGCCCGUGCCCAACAUCACCGGAUCGGCCCUCGUCGUCCAGCAGCCCUGCGCCAUGUGCGGCGAGCACCGCCGCGAGGACAGCUUUUUGCGCCACCACCGCUUCCGCCUGACCGAGAGCGACAAGUCCACGCCCUACCCGCUGUGCAACUACUGUCUCAGCCGCGUGCGCUCGGUUUGCGGCUUUCUCGUGUUCCUGCGCAUGAUCAAGGAGGGCCACUGGCGCGCGGCCGACGAAGAGGCCGAGCAGGCUGCCUGGGAGGAGUGUGUGCGCCUACGCGAACACAUGUUCUGGGCCCGCAUCGGCGGCGGCGUGCUGCCCGCCAACAGUGGCAGCGGCGGUGGCGGCAGCGGCAGCGGCAGCGGCGUCCCCAAUGGUGUCGGAUCCGCACGCCACUCACGGGUGGCUGGUGGUGGAAGCAGCGCGCACAACUCCAUCAGCUCGCCAUCUCAGUCCCAUCACGCCAAUGGCAGCAGUAGUGCGCGGCCGAGCACCGAGCUGAGCCGGCAGUCGUCCCUUACAGCCACAGCCACGGCCACAGCCACAGACACUGCGGCCGCCGCCGGUGAGGGUGUGCCCGCCAAGAUCAGCGUCAACCACAACGGCUCGCCCGUUUCGAGCCCCCUCGCCAGCCCCCUCGCCAGCCCAGCCAUCAACGCCGGCCUCGGCAUCGAGAACAGCAACGACCGUCCGACUCUGAGUCCAAGCCCGAGCUACAACGGACCGAACCGGCCGUCAAAGCUGUCGUCGUCCAUGGCCGCCAUGGUCAGCGGCUUGGGCGGGCACGUCUCAUAA